Drosophila sulfurigaster albostrigata is the source of this 1348-nucleotide messenger RNA. Its product is annotated as homeobox protein MSX-2. The transcript has a single exon. The coding region runs from base 631 to 1239 and encodes 202 amino acids. Gene Ontology annotation, biological process: embryonic morphogenesis; regulation of transcription by RNA polymerase II. The record is from RefSeq and is a predicted model, not a curated record. Gene Ontology annotation, molecular function: DNA-binding transcription factor activity, RNA polymerase II-specific; RNA polymerase II transcription regulatory region sequence-specific DNA binding. Gene Ontology annotation, cellular component: nucleus. Lineage: Eukaryota; Metazoa; Arthropoda; Insecta; Diptera; Drosophilidae.
ACUUUUGCUGUCGUUUGAGGGUAACUCUUCCAGCUAAAUGCAAUUUGUGAUGAAAACAAAAUUACGAAUCAAUCAAAACAUAUUAAAAUUUGAGGCUCAGCUUGUUUUCCCAUCGAAAAUGGCGUAGAGUAUGAGUUCAUGAUGUCCAACAACAACAGCAAAAAAGGGGAGGAUGAGGCAAACACCACCCUGAAAAACCACACGAAAUCAAAAUUCACAACAUAAUAUUUACAGUAGCAAAUACCUGAUACAGAUACAGAUGCAGAUACGGAUACAGAUACUUCAACUGGCAUUCAAAUCAAGUAUCUUUCGUUGUAGUUGCAGUUGCGGAUGUAUCUGUGUCAACUUCAAUUACUUGCGCUGACUAAUCAGGGUCUGAUAAGGGUAAUAAACUGCCUGUUUACCUGAUCUGCUUUUCGGGAUGUCGAUGUGGAUGGGCUGGUCUGUGGCCAGAGCCUGGGCAACGCCUAUUAAACGCCUCGUUGCACCCAAAUGGGAUUCGCAUUAGUUGAGAUACAUUCAACAACAAGGCAGUCAGAAAGAGACAGCUAUAGCACACUCGCAAAAUGGCCGCAAUUGGCUGAGCUGAGCUGAGUUGAGUGUGUGCAGCACGGCCUUAAAUAGCCAAGGAUGCGCACUGAUCGAAACAGUAGCACUUUAGCCUGCCACGCACAAGGAUCACACCAGGACAACAGCAGCAUGAGUGACUUUAGCAUCGAGUACAUUUUGAAUCGCGCCGGCGAUAGAUACGUGGGCACCAAUGCCUCCGCUGGCAUUGCGUUGAGAUUGCGAGGCAGCAUGGCCUAUCAUCCGUAUGCGCAUCAUUCGGGUCGCAAGGAGACAUCGCCUCCUCCGCCACCGUCGUCGUCGUCGCUGGAGGAUGGACAGAUGCCCAUGUACGAUUGGUUGCAGUACACACGCUAUCAUCCUCCCAAGUUGCCACGAGCACUGCGUCAAGGACCUGCGAAGCGUACUCCUGGUCGCCUGCCUCGCAUUCCCUUUACACCAGCUCAAUUGCAGGCUCUGGAGAAUGCCUACAAGGAGUCGAACUAUUUGAGUGCCGAGGGUGCCAAUAGAUUGGCUGAAUCCCUCGACUUGACCAACACCAGAGUGAAGAUCUGGUUCCAAAAUCGCAGAGCACGUGAACGACGCGAGAAGCGUGAAAAGGACGAAAGCUGUGACUCCACCUUCUCAUCGAAUGCCUCCAGUCCAGAGCCAGAAAUGAUUGUCAUUGUGUGAAAUCUAAAAAACUGGAAGAGGAUUAGUUUAAAGCAUAUUUGGCUGUUACUGCGUAACUUGUGAUUGUUUGGAUUGUAGUUGAUGUUAAGACCAUGUAAAUAAUGUAGUA